Molecule: messenger RNA, 1686 nt
Organism: Acanthamoeba castellanii str. Neff
Lineage: Eukaryota; Discosea; Longamoebia; Acanthamoebidae
Product: ABC transporter, putative
Exons: 5
Coding region: 1-1686 (561 amino acids)
Molecular function (GO): ATP hydrolysis activity; ATP binding
Source: RefSeq, a predicted model, not a curated record
AUGCCGAAGCGCGGAAACAAAGGACACAGGAAGGUCACCAAGAAGGGAGAUUCCGCUCCCGAGGCCACCGUCCCCCUCACCGAGGAGGAGCAGAAGGAGCUCGAGGCUGCCGCCCGUACUGCCACGGGUAACGAGCUCCUCGUCGAUGCGAAGCUCGAGCUCAACAUGGGCCGUCGUUACGGUCUCAUCGGUCUGAAUGGAACGGGCAAGAGCACGUUCCUCAAGUGCCUCGCCGCGCGCGAGGUUCCCAUCCCUAAGCACAUCGACAUUCUGUUGGUCGAUCGCGAGCAGCGCGCCAGCGACAUGACCGCCCUCGAAUGCGUCAUUGAGGAUCUCGAAGCCACCAGGGAGAGGCUAGAGACAGAAGCCGAAGAACUCUGCAUGUCGGAUGACGGCGCCGAGAGCGACACUCUCACCCAGAUCUACGAACGUCUCGAGGCUCUCGACUUGGACGUUGCGACGGCUGAGGCCAGCAAGCUGCUCUUCGGUCUCGGCUUCACGUCGGAGAUGCAGAGGAAGAAGGCGCGCGAGUUCAGCGGUGGUUGGCGUAUGCGUAUCGCCCUCGCCAAGGCCCUCUUCGUCAAGCCCACCAUGCUUCUCCUCGAUGAGCCCACCAACCAUCUCGACCUCGAGGCCUGCGUGUGGCUCGAGGAGUACCUCAAGACCUACCCUACCAUCCUCGUGCUCGUCAGCCACAGUCAAGAUUUCUUGAACGGCGUGUGCACCAACAUCAUGCUGCUGAAGGACCAGGAGCUGACGUACUACGGUGGCAACUACGACACGUACGUGCGAUCGCGCCAGGAGAAGGAGACCAACCAAAUGAAGAAGUACGAGUGGGAGCAGGCCCAGGUGGCGCACAUCAAGGACUACAUCGCCCGAUUCGGUCACGGUUCGGCCAAGCUCGCCGCGCAGGCCAAGUCGCGCCAGAAGGUGCUCGACAAGAUGCAGGACGCCGGCCUCACCGAGCGCGUGACGACGGACAAGGUGCUCCGGCUGGAGUUCACCGACUUCGUCGAGGUGAGCUUCGGCUACAACCUGCCGGCCGGCGCCAAGAAGGGCAACUUCCUCUACCGCCGCCUCGACUUUGGCGUGGACCUCGACUCGCGCGUGGCCCUCGUGGGUCCCAACGGUGCGGGCAAGUCGACGCUGCUCAACCUCAUGGAGGGCAGCCUCAACCCGACCGACGGCAUGGUCAAGCGACACCUCAAGCUCCGAAUCGGCAAGUACAAGCAGCACCUCAUGGACCAGCUCGACGGCAACCUCACCCCGCUCGAGUACCUCAUGAAGUGCUUCCCUGAGAACAAGGAGGUCGAGAAGAUGCGCGCCGCCAUGGGCAAGUUCGGCCUCACCGGCAAGACCCAGAUCACCCCCAUGCGGGUCCUCUCCGACGGCCUCAAGAGCCGCGUCGUGUUCGCCUGGCUGGCCUGGCAGGAGCCCCACCUCCUGCUCCUCGACGAGCCCACCAACCACUUGGACAUCGAGACCAUCGACUCUCUCGCCGAGGCCAUCAACAACUGGGACGGCGGCAUGGUCCUCGUCUCCCACGACUUCCGGCUCAUCGAGCAGGUGGCCAAGGAGAUCUGGAUCUGCGAGAACCAGACCGUGUCCCCGUGGAAGGGCUCCAUCCGAGCCUACAAGAAGCACCUCAAGGCCAAGAUGGACGAGGAGGCGGCACGCAACAAGUAG